Falco peregrinus (peregrine falcon) is the source of this 2526-nucleotide messenger RNA. RefSeq names its product septin 12 (gene SEPTIN12). Lineage: Eukaryota; Metazoa; Chordata; Aves; Falconiformes; Falconidae. Gene Ontology annotation, cellular component: cell division site; septin complex; septin ring. Gene Ontology annotation, biological process: cytoskeleton-dependent cytokinesis. Gene Ontology annotation, molecular function: GTPase activity; molecular adaptor activity; GTP binding. Bases 124 to 2295 code for a protein of 723 amino acids. The transcript has 11 exons. The record is from RefSeq and is a predicted model, not a curated record.
CGGCCCGUCCCGUCGCGGGGCUCGGCGGGCUCAGCCGCGGCUCCGCUCCGCUCCCCCGGUGCUGCCCCCUCCCCAUGCGGGUGUCGCGGGUGGGCGGCAGCCGCCGGCCCCCCCCGCCCCGGCAUGGCUCGGUUCUCCGUCAAAGAGCACUUGGACGGGAUCCUCUCCGACUUCGAAGCACUGAAGAAGUCCUUUGAGGUGGAGGAUGGGGACGGGGCGUCCGGCUCCCCACUGGUGUCCCCGCUGCCCUUGGGCACUGGUGAGAGCUGCCGGCCGCUGCAGCCCGACCACCCGCCCCGCUCAGGCACCGCUGCCGGCCCCAGCCCAGCUCCCAGCCCAGUGCUGCACAGCCGGCUCAGCACCAGCCUCUCCGCUGGCCGAACCAACGGCAGCGCCAGCACCGGCAUCACCCGCAUCGCCUCCUUCCAGACUCACCAGGGCUUCAUUGCGGGGCCGGGCAGUGACGGCGAAAGUCUCCGCAGCUCGUCCUCCAGCCUGGAGAGCCCUGCGCCCACGGGGCCCCCCCAGCCACCAGGCUCCCCCACAGCUACUGGCCCCAGCUUGAAGAAGGUCCCGUCCCAUAACAGCGUCUUCCCAGCAGAACUGGAGCAUCCCCUCUGUGGGGCUGCCGCCAGCCACGGCUCACUGCCAGCGCUGGACCUGCACAUCGCUGAGGAGCCAGGGGUGGGGACCCCCCAGCUGGACCCCCUGCCGUGGGGCAGCCAGAGCUCUGCCACUCAGCCUCUCACCCACCAGCCUUCCUCCUCCCUGGCCCCAUAUGAUGGCACCGAGGAAGCCCCAGGGCUGCUCACACUCCCCGAGGGGCCAGGGGGGCAGCUGCCAGGAGGGUGGGAUGUGGCCCCCCGCACCCUGCCCCGGCCACAGCUGAGGGUCAGCCUCAGCGCCAGCCCCAGCCCGGCAUGCCGGCCCCUGCCGCUCGCCCGGGGCCAGGGGGAGGCACCCCCGGCCCCCACCGCCCCUUCCCCAGCGAGGGCUGGGGGGCUGCCAGCCCCCCAAGCCACCACCUUCAAGCUGGUGUCCCAGCCGCAGACGGUGCAAGUGAGCUCUCAGCCCACCUUCCUUGGGGGGCUGGUGCUGGUACCGGCCCUGGGGACUCUGGCAGCGGCCACUGGAAUCAGGGCAAACCCCCCCGGUGCUGGGCUGGCGGGGCUGCGGGGACCCUGCGUGGUGGCAAUGGCUCCUGGUGAUGCUGCAGAUGGCGGCUGGGCUGCGGUGACGCCAGAGCACGGGAGCAGCCUGGAGCCUGAGGAGCGCAGCAUGGAGCCAUCGGCCAUGCCGGAGGAGGAGAUGCCCCCCAGCGUGGCACCCAGCCCGGCGGGCUGCCAGCUCUUCGGUUAUGUGGGAAUCGAAGCCGUGCUCGACCAGAUGAAAAUCAAAACCAUGAAGACGGGCUUCGAGUUCAACAUCAUGGUUGUGGGGCAGAGCGGGCUGGGGAAGUCAACGAUGGUGAACACCCUCUUCAAGUCCAAGGUGAGCCGCAAAGCCUCGCAGCCCAGCCAGGAGGAACGCAUCCCCAAAACAGUGCAGCUGCAGUCCGUCACCCAUGUUAUCGAGGAGAAGGGCGUGAAGAUGAAGCUGACGGUGACGGAUACACCGGGCUUUGGGGACCAGAUCAACAAUGAAAACUGCUGGGACCCCAUCAUCAAAUACAUCAACGAGCAGUAUGAGAGGUACCUACGUGAGGAGAUCCUCAUUACCCGCAAGAGGAAGAUCCCGGACACCCGGGUCCAUGGAUGCGUCUACUUCAUCCCCCCCACGGGUCACUGGCUGCGCCCGCUGGACCUAGAAUUCAUGCGGCGGCUCAGUAAGAUUGUCAACGUGGUGCCAGUGAUCGCCAAAGCUGACACGCUCACCCUGGAGGAACGGGCAGAGUUUAAGCAGCAGAUCCAGGCGGACCUGAAGACCCACGCCAUCAGUGUGUACCCGCAAGAGGACUUUGACCAGGACCCAGAUGACAGGGUGUUGAAUGACAGGAUUCGGGAGAAGAUCCCUUUUGCCGUGGUGGGGGCAGACCAGGAGCACCAGGUCAACGGCAAGCGGGUGCUGGGCCGCAAGACCAAAUGGGGCAUCAUUGAAGUGGAGAAUCCAGCGCACUGCGAGUUCCCCCUCCUGCGGGACCUGCUGAUCCGGUCCCACCUGCAGGACCUGAAGGACAUCACCCACAACGUCCAUUACGAGAGCUACCGUGUGCGGCGGCUGAACGAGAGCAACCGGCCAGCACUGAGCCCCCUCAACGGGCUGCCUGGCAAGGCCGAGGGCAGCAGUGACCUCUGAGCCACCACGUGCCCCCCGGCGCUGCUGCUGGACCCCCAUAGCAGUGCCCAUCCCCUGCCCAGCAGUGGCUGUGCCCGGACCCUGCCCGGGGUGAGGAGCCCCCCGAGAGUGCCAGACUGCCUCGGGUUGGGGUCCCCAGGUCCUUUGUCCCCAAGCUCCGCCGUGGGCACAGACCCCCUGGACCCUGCACAGCAUUAAAGAUGAAGCUGGAGCCUUCAACCUUCGCCAUCA